CUCACCUGAUAACUACGGAGCCUCACAUCAACAGAAGAGAAGCGAAGAUCCGUAUGGGAAAAAGGAUGAUUCCUCUUACACAGCUCAUGGCUGGUUCGAUGACGGUAAGUAAUAGUGGGUGGCAUGGCAUGGCAUAGGGAUCGUUGAUACAUAUAAGCGAUAGCGGUGGUGCGUUGGAUUCUUUGGUGAAUGACUUAAUGUCGAAAAUGUCGACAGAGGACCAAAAACCGGCGCCCAAGGCUGUUCAACCAAACACUCCACUACCUGUUGCAAAUAGUUGUUCGGCGUGCGGCAAGGGGAUUUCGCGUAGUGAACAAGUGGUGAACAUGGAAAGUCGGUGUUAUCACCGUAGGUGCUUUCACUGCGCUCUGUGUGCGGUUGAGUUCAACGAUCGGCAAACAUGUUACGAACAUGAGGGAAAGCUAUUCUGCGAACGAGACUACCGUGUGGUCAAAAAGAGGGUUUAUUGUUCCGGGUGCGACAAGCCUCUUACUGCACAUCAAGAAAGCAUGAAAGCUCUCGGAAAACAGUACCAUGUUGGACACUUGCAAUGUUACCAUUGCAGACAGCCUCUCAAUCCUAAAACGAUUGGUUUGGUAGAGCAUCAAGGUCGGGUGUUCUGCAGAGAGGAUUUCAAGCACCUUUUCUUGCCAAAAUGUCGUAGCUGUGGAUUGCCGGUAGAGAAAGAGGCCGUUUCUGCCUUGGAUGGAAAGCUGCAAGGAAAGUGGCAUCGAAAUUGUUUCGGUUGUCAGACUUGCCACAAUGCGUUCCCCGAUAAUACUUUUUAUGUCUACGACGGUGCACCUUAUUGUAAACGACAUUACCAUAGACUGAAUAAUUCGCUCUGUCGAUCGUGCGACGAGCCAAUUGAAGGUCCAUGCGUACAGACAAUCGAAGGUUGGCGUUACCACCCAGUUUGUCUCUCAUGUUCGGUCUGCCGCAUUCCGAUCACCGAUGUAUACUACAUUCACGAAAAUAGAACCUAUUGCGAAACACAUAUGCUUCAAUUGCAGCGCUCGCGGAACGUUCGCGCAGAACGUAGACAAACCAUGUUCAAAAACCUGUAGAUAUAGCCUUUUUAAAAAAUUUACUGCCGUCCUAUAUUUUUCCUUUUAUGAUAAUUCUGUGUUCUUGUA
Molecule: messenger RNA, 1136 nt
Organism: Umbelopsis ramanniana AG
Lineage: Eukaryota; Fungi; Mucoromycota; Umbelopsidomycetes; Umbelopsidales; Umbelopsidaceae
Exons: 6
Coding region: 198-1067 (289 amino acids)
Cellular component (GO): nucleus; Z disc
Molecular function (GO): transcription coregulator activity
Source: RefSeq, a predicted model, not a curated record